Molecule: messenger RNA, 8106 nt
Organism: Leptopilina boulardi
Lineage: Eukaryota; Metazoa; Arthropoda; Insecta; Hymenoptera; Figitidae
Gene: cora
Product: protein 4.1 homolog
Exons: 15
Coding region: 222-6134 (1970 amino acids)
Cellular component (GO): plasma membrane; cytoskeleton
Molecular function (GO): actin binding; structural molecule activity
Source: RefSeq, a predicted model, not a curated record
GAAUUUCUGGAGAUCUGUGUAGUGACUAAGUGAGCGUCACUGUCGGUGGAAUUGGAACGUUGUUUACGGUUUACAUUGCCCUGCCCAUUUACUAAAAAGAAAAUACGUAGUGCUUUUGUGAAUAGUGUUUUUUUUUUACAUAAUUUUGAUUGGAAUUUCUUCAGUUAUUGUUUUGUUAAUAGAUUUAUCAUUACCGGUGUAAGCAGUGUAAUAGCUGAAAGAUGCCCGAGGAACGAAAAACAAGUAGCGGAACAGUAGAAGUGACUACAGAAAAUGGAACAGGGAGUAGUUCGCCCAAUAAAAGUCCCGUUAACAGAGGAAAAAUGGCUGUAACGAAAAUCACUUUCUUGGAUGGCACUGUCAAAGACUUUUCAAUUGAAAGGAAAGCAAAAGGCCAAGAGCUUUUGGAUAAGAUAUGUCAGAGUAUGAACCUCUUAGAAAAAGAUUACUUUGGUCUCAUUUACGAAGAUAAACACGAUCCAAGAAAUUGGCUGGACCUAGACCGGAGAAUUUCCAAAUUUCUAAAAAAUGAUCCUUGGAAGUUUAAUUUUGAAGUUAAGUUUUAUCCGCCGGAUCCAGCACAGUUGCAAGAAGAUAUCACGCGUUAUCAAUUAUGUCUUCAAAUCAGAAAUGACAUUAUGACUGGUCGCUUGCCAUGUUCCUUUGUUACUCACGCUCUUCUCGGGUCUUAUUUAGUACAAUCAGAAUUGGGAGAUUAUGACCUUGAAGAACAUGGAAGAUCAUAUCUAAAAGAUUUUAAGUUUGCUCCCAAACAAACACCAGAGCUGGUUGAAAAAGUAAUGGAUCUUCAUAAAACUCACAAGGGUCAAACACCAGCGGAAGCAGAACUCCAUUACUUGGAAAAUGCGAAAAAAUUAGCAAUGUAUGGUGUUGAUUUGCAUCCUGCAAAGGAUUCCGAAGGUGUCGAUAUUAUGCUAGGUGUUUGUUCAUCAGGUCUUCUCGUCUUCAGAGAUAAAUUGCGAAUAAAUAGGUUUGCUUGGCCCAAAAUUCUCAAAAUUUCCUAUAAAAGACACAACUUUUAUCUGAAAAUUCGACCUGGAGAAUUUGAGCAAUUUGAAUCGACUAUUGGUUUCAAGCUUGCAAAUCAUAGAGCAGCUAAAAAAUUAUGGAAAGUUUGUGUCGAACACCAUACUUUCUUUAGGCUCACCAGCCCAGAGCCUGUAAAGAAGGUGGGACUGAUACCACAUUUGGGGUCAAAUUUUCGAUUUUCGGGCAGAACCCACUACGAAACAAAAAAGGUGCCUAUUGACAGACAGCCCCCGAAGUUUGAAAGAUUUCUUAGUGGUCGAAGAAUCACAUCACGUAGCAUGGAUGCUUUAGGUGGUUCAAAGCAAUUAGAACCCUAUGGUUCAGAACCAAGUAAACGCCACACUAUGAGUUACGAGCCUGAUACGAUUCCCGAUAUGGAACAUAUAGACCAACGACCUAGUCCCAUCAAGAAGCAAAAAGAUAAGCUCACUCGAAAAACAAGCACUGGAACAACCUCCGCUAGCAGUACCAGUAGUCUGGAAGGAGAAUACGAUGCUAACCGUGGCAAUAAGAAACCGGUGGGAGGGAUUGCAGUCCUACCGCCUGGUAGUAUUUCCAAAAAGGAGUCGAAACAUGAAAGUGAGAAGGAAAACCGUAAUGAUCUCAAUAAUUCUGAUUUAAUUAACGAAAGCACCGGGCUCGAGAGUAUAGAUGAAAACUCACCAAGCGUAAGAGAUAAAAUAAAAAACAAAAACUCACCUGCCAAAUCUGAAAAGGAUAAGAAAGAAAAAAUUAAGAGUCCAGUGGGUGGCUUUCUGUUUGGUAAGAAAGAUAAGGAGGAAAAGCAGAAGAAGCCAAAGAAAAAUAAAGUUCUCGAUAACACGAAAGAUAAAUCAGAUGUUGAAUUGAAUCUUUCGAUUUCUGACAAAACAACAACAACAACAACUGAAAAAACACUAAAUGACAAGUCUGAUGAUAAGAAAUCAUCUGGUUCCUCCGAUUUACCAGCUUUUAUUAAACCAUAUGAAUAUGAGGAGACUGCAUCCUCUCCAACCAAAAAACCACCUACUUCUCAUGGAUUUUCUUAUGAAGAAAGGCCUGCCUCUCCAGGCGUUCUAAAUCAACAAUCUCCAACUGGUACUGGGAAGAAAGCGACGGGUCUCGCUUUUAAUUAUGCACCAGGACAAACGCAAAAAGUUGCUGAAUCUGCUGAGAAAAGAAAAACAAAAGAUGAAUGCAAAAAUAUUGAGAAUAAAAUUCCUAUUGAAUUGAAACCAAUUGGUUUAAAGACUCCAGGCCUUAAUUAUGUAGAGUCAGCAAGUUUAAAAGAACAGCAAAAGGAUAAAGACAAACAAUUACCUCCUUCAAGUGCUGAUAUGAAAGAUGUCAAUACUCCUUUUCUUAAUCAAGAGCGACAGAGUCAACUGACAACUGUUCCUUUGAUGUCUGAUACCAGUCCAGAGAAAGAAGAGCUACAAUAUUAUCUUCUUCCACUGCCAGAUGGUUCAAGAAUAAUUGGUGGGGUAAUAUUUAGCAAGGAAGGUAAACCUCUUGACCAAAGUAGUUUGGGUCCAGAAGGUAGUAAAAUAAUAGAAGGCAAAGUGUGCGGCAAAAACGAUAAUCCUGUCAAGAAGGGAGAUUUCGGACCCCAUGGAAUGCAUAUUUCCAAUGGACUUAUUGUCGGAAAAGAUAAUAAAGCCAUUAAUCAACUAGUGGUUGGAAUUGAUAACUGUUCGAUAGUAAAUGGCGUGGUAAACGGCCCUGACGGUAAGCCGUUAAGUAAAAGACUCAUUUGUCCAGACAAUGCAUUCAUUAAAGAUGGCAAGCUUAUUUUGAAAAAUGGCAAACUUUACCAGAAAAAUCAUUUGGGACCUGAUGGUAGUUUUGUGAAAGAGGGUCUUAUAUUCUCAAACGAUGGAAGACCAUUGACUCAAGGCUCAUACGGAACGGACGGAAACUACAUCGUCAAUGGAGUCGUUUGCAACAACGUCGGAAAACCGUCAAAUCAAAAUGCUGUCUUACCUGAUCCGACGUAUGUAAAUGAUGGUUUAAUACACGGAAGAGAUGGAAGACCUCUGUCAAGUGGAGAACUCGGACAUGAGGGUCUCUACAUAAAUGAGGGAAAAGUGUACUCUAAAGAAGGAAAACCUGUGAAGCACGUUACUUUCAGUUCGGACGGUUCGUCAAUUAAAGAUGGAAUGAUUUAUGGUAAGGAAGGAAAGUUUCUCAAUCAAGGAUCCCUUUUACCACAUGGAGCCCAUCUGAAAGAUGGAAAGAUUGUUAGCAAAGACGGAAAGUCGAUAAAACAUGCGUACUACAAGCCUGACGGUACUUUCGUCAAGGAUGGAGUUCUUCAUGGAAAAGAUGGUCGACUCCUCAGUCAAAUUCCAUUUAUUGUGGAUGGUGCUUUUAUUAAAGAAGGUUUAAUUUUUAAAAAAAAUGGAACACCAUUGAACCAAAGUCUUUUCAAGGCUGACAAUACUGUUGUUAAAGACGGAAUUAUUUGCGAUGCGAACGGCUCACCAUUGGUCAACGGAAUUCUCGGUCACGAUGGACUUGUCAUUAGAGAAGGAAUGGUCUUAGGAAAGGAUGGGAAGCCAGUAAAGCAGGAAUCUUUUGGAUCAAAUGGAAGUUACGUUAAAAAGGGAGUGGUUUAUGCGAAAAACGGAAAGCUUCUAAAUCAGGAUUCCUUUAUUCCUGAAGGAACUUGCAUUAAAGACGGAAAGCUCUGCAUCAAGGAUGGAAAGCCUCUAAAAUCUGCUUUCUUUAAACCAGAUGGCAGUUAUAUUAAGGAUGGACUCGUCAAUGGGCAGGAUGGUAAACUUUUAAAUCUUAGUUCUGCUUUGCCAGAAGAUAGUUUUAUUACGAAUGGAGUAAUUUUCGAUCAAUUCGGCAAACCGUUGAACAAAGAUACUUUUGGAUCUGAUGGAUCUUAUGUAACUGGAGGUUUAGUUUACAGUAAAGAUGGAAUUAUUGUCACGGAAGGAAUCUUUGGACCAGAUGGAAAUCAAAUAAAGAAUGGGUUAAUCGUUGGAAUUGAUGGAAAUCCCAUAACUCAAGAUGAUAAAGGUCCUGACAAUCUUGCGCUAAAGGAAGGUAAGAUCGUUGAUGCUGUACUGGCUAAGUCCAAGAAUCAGGGAUCCCUUCUGCCUGAUGGAUGCUACAUUCAAGAUGGGGUCGUUUACGAUAGUAAUGAACAACUUGUCAAGCAGGGAGCUUUCAGGCCGGAUGGAAGUUACAUAAAGGAUGGAUUGAUCUACGGAUGGGGAGGACAGUUGCUCAAUGCGGGCUCUCAACUCCCAAAUGGAUCCUAUGUUGAGGAUGGACGACUUUUUGGAGAAGAUGGUCAGCCUUUAAACCACAGCUCAUUUGGAACAAAUGGAGGAUACAUUCAAAAUGGGUUUAUUUAUGGAAAAGAUAUGAAGCCUUUAAGCAGAGGUGUCUUUGGGAUCGAAGGAAACUAUAUUCAAAAUGGUUCCAUCUGUGGACCUAAUGGAAAGCCACUUAAUAAAAAGAUGUCAGUGGUUAGCAUUAAUUUUGUUAGAUAUGGUUUAGUUUGUGGAGAAGAUGGCAAACCUUUACAGAGUGGAAGUUUCGACAGCAAGGGUAACGUGAUUAAAAAUGGAAAGAUCUACGACAGCAAAGGGCAUCCACUUAAUGAAAAGGACAUUCAUGAAUCUCAUGGAGGAGAUGGCUCUUUUGUUAAAGAAGGUCUUAUUUAUGGAGCGAAUGAAAAACCAUUAACGAAAGGAAUUCUCAAUCCUGAAACAAGUUUCAUUAAAAAUGGAAAAAUCUACGAUGUGAAUGGACAACCAUUAAGUCAAGAAGCUUUUGGACCUGAAGGUCUACGAGUUCUUCAAGGAGUUGUCGUUGACAAAGCAGGCAAACUCUUGAAACAAGGAAUUUUUGAUUCCGAAGGAAAUAUGGUUAAAGACGGAAUUGUUCAGACAAAAAGUGGCAAGCCCUUGGAUAAGCAUUAUUCUGUGAUUAUAAUUACCUUGGUAAAGAAAGGUUUGAUUUGCGGUAAGGAUGGAAAGCCUAUUGCCAAUGCUCCUUUUGGCAAUGAUGGAAGCUUUAUAAAAGACGGCAAAAUUUAUGAUAAAACGAGCAAUCCUUUGAGUCAACAAGUAUUUGGUGAUGAUAAUGGAUUUAUUAAAGGUGGUAUUAUUUAUUCUGAAAAUGGAAAGCCCAUGGACAAAGAAAUUCCUCAAGGUUUAUCAAGAGAAAUGAUGAGUUCUUCUAAAAUUGCUCCCCAAAAAUCGAAGAAAGCAAUUAUUCCAGUUACAACGCCAAUGAUUGUCAAAUCUACAACAAAACACUCAGUAGUCAAGGAUUUAGACGGAGUGACUCAAAAUAUCGAGGAAAAAGUUGAGGAUCUCACACCUGGUGGAAGUGGACAAGUCGUGGUCAAUACACAUGUUAAUAAGGCAGAGGCAACGCCAGAUGAUGGUAAACCACCAUACAUGACGGCUACUGCAGUUACAACCCGUACUGCAACCAUGCAUGAAGAUUUGGGAAAAAAUAAAAAAACCAGCCAGGUUGAAGAAAAAACAGUAGCCCAUACAACGGCAACAAGUGCAACCCGACAAGAGCAACGAACAGUAACGCAGGAAGUAAAAACAACGAGUCACAUUCUUGCCGGAGACCAGCUAUACUCACGGCGGCACAGUACAUCAAGCUCAAGCAGUGGGAACUCAGGUACGCCCAUUGAUCUUGACGAUGAUCAUCAGGCUUUCUACAAUAAAUACUAUCAGGGUGAUCCAGCUGGUAUAGUUGCAACUGAAUCUCACGUCUUUGCUGGUGAACCAGAAAAUAAUGUUACUACAACAACUACAGUACCAGUUGUAGCUACGGAGACAAGAAAAGUAGCUCUUGAGAGUGAGGAUGGAAAUUAUACUGCGAAAGGAGAAAUCGUCAGUUCUCAAACGAUUUCCAGUAAAACGCGCACCGUUGAGACGAUUACGUACAAAACGGAACGAGAUGGAGUUGUGGAAACGAGAGUCGAACAGAAAAUAACGAUACAGUCUGAUGGUGACCCUGUCGAUCACGAUAAGGCCCUGGCCGAAGCGAUUCAACAAGCAACUGCAAUGAAUCCUGAUAUGACAGUAGAAAAAAUAGAAAUUCAGCAACAAACAGCUCAAUAAGGACACAAACAUUAUUUGAAAUGAAAGUCGAACACUCUGUCUUAUGUAAUAACUUUUUCUAAACAAUUAAUCUAGUAAGUUUGUAUAUUUUUUUUACUUAAACCUAUAAAACUAAAAUUAGGUGUUUUGUACAAAUUGUAUGUACCAGACUGAUUACAUUCAGGUAUGAGCACUGUAUUUUGCUCUUAUUAUUAAAUUGAUCGAUUAAAAUAUUUGAUCGCAAUUGAUUGCAAUUGAUAAAUUGCUUUUUUAUUGAAAUAAACAAGUUAAAAACAGAAAGAAGCAUAAUAAAAUAAGCAAACACGUAGAUCGUGUAAAACUGGUAUUAAAGACAGAGGGCUUGACUAAGAAUAAAAAAAAAGUUCUUUUCUGAUGUAAAAAUCUCAAUGAGGAAUAAUUUUUGUAUAAAAUACAGUUUAUUCAACACUUUUGUCAUGUUAUUAAUGUUCACAGUAAAAUACAUAUUAUAGCUUUGUCGCAAUAUUACCUGUAUAGUACGAAACAAGUACAUUAGAGGAUAUUUUAUUAUGUUAAGCAAACUAUAACUAUAUGCCAACUGGAUAAAAAUAUUAAUAUAUUAUGUACCUAUACGUAUAAUGAACUAUAGAUCUACUUACGAAACAAGCAAUUAAAAUCGAGACAGCUUUCGAAGGAUCAAAGAUAUGUAAAUCUAUAAAAAUGACAAAAGCUUUGUCGCGAUUUUAAUAGUUUGUGUGUUUUAAUGAGAUGAUUAUUGAAAGUAGAUUAAUAAUUUAUAUAAUUAUAUCACAUGCCAAGAGCAACGAUGCUUUGGUCGGCGUAUAUGAUGUCUAAAUUUAGCAAUAGCACGUAGCUUUUUAUGUCUACAAGAAACAAUGUUUCAUUAACUUGGAUUCUUCUGGGUUUCGCCUAAAUAAUAACAGCUCGUAUCCCUGAAUUAAUUAGGAGGAGCAGAUGAGUACUUUUCUAUUUUUAUUCAUAACAAUAAUAAUAAUAAUAAUAAUAAUAAUGUAACUUUUAUACACUCUUGGUCUGUCGAGUUUUUUUUAUCAAUACUGAAAGUAAAUUGUUAUCUAUCUUAAAAAUUCAAGGUAGCUUUGAUCAAUAUAUAGGAUUAUAUACUACGUCAACUAGUUCUAAACUAGUUAACUGACCAGCUCCCUGUUUAACUCCAAAUUAUAUGCUUUCAAAAAGUUAUAUGUUCCAUGCUUUUUUACAUAGUUAGAAAUUAAAUUUAACUGUCUUAUUCAAAAACGUAUUUUUUAUAUUUCAUUUAACAUUAGUAAUUUAGAGAAAUCUAUAGAUUUAUACAUUAACAACGAACCAUGUAUGUAUUAAUAACAUUUUAAUUUUAUUUUGUGAAAUAUUUAUAUACACUUAUUAAAAUUUGUUUUUUGGUAAUUGGUAACUAUCUCUAAGAAUUUUAAUUUGCAAUCAUGUAAUUAUAUUCACAUACUUUUCUAGUAAGAAAAAUUCUAGUGAAUUUGUACUUUAGAAAUUUGCGUUUUUUAAUUCUUAAAAAUAAAAAAAAGUUGUAUCGAAUUUAUUUCUCACUGGUAGAGUAAAGAUUAUUAGGUAUCUAUAUUAUCAUUAUUAAUCAAAGCUAUACACAUUUAAAACAUAAGUUAUUUCAUCCGUUUUAAUCACAUUAUAGCAUAUGUAGUUUAAACUUGCAGUGAUUGUUUUAUAUGAAAAUCUGUUUAUAAAAUAUUCUUUUAAUAUUUUGACACAUUACUUUUUUAUACUGUUUUCUAUCAAAUUGAAAUUUUUAUACUAAGAUAUUUUUUGUGCCACUGUAUUAUGGCUAUUAUUAUAAAGAUUUGGUGUUUAAAAAUUUAUUAUUGCAAGUACUUGAGUGUAAAUCAUAAAAUUAUUUAUCAAUGUAUUAAAUACAUUGUGAUUGUAGCGAAUUGGAAAAUGAUAUUUUAUAAAUUAUCACUUACUGCAAGUGAAACUGUGUGAACAAAUUGAAAUAAAAUAAUUUUUAAAAAUA